This is a messenger RNA of Gongylonema pulchrum, 579 nucleotides long. Lineage: Eukaryota; Metazoa; Nematoda; Chromadorea; Rhabditida; Gongylonematidae. The record is from the annotation of a GenBank genome assembly.
GAUGUGAGUCAGAACUCAUUCGCGUUCGAAUCGCAUAGCAGCGAGACAAAAUCAUGUGGUAGCCUUGAAAGAACGGAUAGUGCCGUUCUGUUGUAUGAAAGAUUGCACGAAAUCACAAAAAAGCUUACUGACGACAAGUCAUCGAUGAAAGAUGAAAGCCAGCUGUCAAGUGCUUCGGAGGGAAGUACACAAGUUCAGGAUGAAUGGGUCAGCAUGGAUUUCAGCAAAUGUCAACCAUCACCUGAAAGCAGUUCAAUGAAGAGUCCGAACGAUUCCUCAGAUAUGAGCAAGCAAGAACGACCUAGCGACAUAAUUACAAUCGAUUCGCCCGAAUAUAUGGAAGGAAAAAGCAUUGACCGUGUGGUAUUGCCACCUCCGCCGCCAUAUUCAGAAGAACAGCCUGUCCAGAUAGCUUCAUUUGACUCGUGCCCGCAGGAACCGGGUCCGUCAACUCAUUUGUCUCACUCCUGGCACACUUCCUCGCGACCAAGCUGCUCAGACGACGAAUCGUCCAUCGAAUUCACUUCCACUGGCGUCGAAAUGGAAGAUGGGCCACCGCCCUAUGAUGAACCUGUAUAA